UGCGAGACAAAUGACUCCCACUCAAGCCCAGCCACCAUACCACAACAUCCCAUGUGUCCAGAGCUGCUGUGUUCAUGUGAAAAGUUGCGUUUAUGUAGGAUCGGAGAGCUAUAGACUGUGCAAUGGCACUCAAGCUAGCGGUACCAAAAUAGCAGACGACUAUUUCUAUUUCAUCUGUCGCCCACUCGACACCAAACAGUCGCUCAGAUAUGUGCUCUCGCUAACUCCUUCCUGCGUUACAGCUCUGGCCUUGCCGGCGACUAUUUCGGUAGGGUGUGUGUUCAGUUCCUGCUCCUCCAGUGCUCGCUUGAACAUGGAUUUCUACCCGGUUGUGUUCAGAGAAGGACAUUUUGCUAUGGAGUAAAACAAAUAUCUGACUUCACUUGGUGUGAUCUGUACUAUUUUUGAUGUCUCUGAUGAACGGACAUUCAAAGGAUGAAAUACAGAAGCACUAUAAAAGGGAAAUCAUAAUGUAAUCUCCAAUCUGUAGAGAUGACAAAGCAAGAAGUGUCAAGCCAGGUCAGCUCCGCUUCAGACUGAAGGACUGGACAUACACAUUCAUCAUGAGCAACCAGGAGAAGCGCCACAGGACGAGCAUGCAGCACCUCCGCUAUCUUAAUAGCUUUAUGGAUGAAAUAGACCGUGAGGUCAUGAGCCUGACUGAUCGAGCUUUUAAGAGCCUAUGCAUUGGAGAUGAAGCAAUCUACAAUGACUCUGAGUUUUCCCCCUCUCCAGUCAGCUGCCACAAGCCAAGGGUGGAGGAUGUCUCAAAAAAGACACAGGAGAGCACAUUUUCUGCUGUCAGAAAACUUGAUUCUUACCACAUUAAUGGAGAAAUUGAUCUGUUGAGUAGGCCAAGUAAGUCAUCCAAAGACUCCUCACUUUUUGCAGUAUUUGCUGCCAAAAAGAAUGGCGAGAGUGCAAAGAUGACAAACGGUGACUCGUGGGACAAAUCUGCUCUACUCAGCAUCCAAAGAGAACUCUCAGAGUUUUCUUCAGAUUAUCACAGCUUGACAGCAGAACACCUUUCCCAAGCCAAGAAUCAUCUCAAAUCAGGUGAAAAAGUCUCGGUCGAAAAAUCAGGCAAGAAUGAACUGAUGCCCUCGGGAAAAUCCUCGAAGAGCAAGCACCACAAAAACAACAAACUGAGAAAACUCAAUUAUAUAAACUUUUUCCUCCACAGUGAGUUCAGCCCAUUCUUGUCAUGGAGGGAUUUUAAUCAAUUUUCCAUUGGGCCGGAGCACAUUUCAGAGAUUAUGUUAAAUGACAGAUCACCUGAAUGGUAUGAUUCACCUCUUUACAAAGAAUUAACUGCAGCACAUGAACACUAUAAAUUAAGUCUCCCCACAUCAGUGGAAAAGUGUCCAGAACAAAAAGAGACUCAUUCACCUAAACCACAGCUUGCACCAGUGAAAUCUGCAGCACCUACUGUACUUCCAAAACCAGACAAAGAGUCUGAGCACAUCCAGCGUAAUAUUCCUACAAAGGCUUCUCCACUUGAAACUGAACAGAGAUGUAAUUCGGAAAGGGCAGAACCUUGUGCUCCAUGGCGAAAAAGUAGAAGCAGAGCAAAAAGUGCUGCUCCUGUGGGGCACUCCAUCAUAAACUCCCCAGUCUGCGAGAGGAGAAAUCCUGGAGAAAGAAGUGCACAGACAUUUAAAAAAGAUGUGAAGACAGUCGAGGACCAGGCCUCUGCUAGUUCAACUCCUUUCAGCAUUUCACAGCUGUUGACACCAGUGAUACCCUCCAGACAUGGAACAGGAACCUCAGAGAUACUGCAAACUGUGCUUUCACCCACAGCCCUGGAGAUCCCAGCAAUCCAUGAGAGAGAUCUGCAUCCAUCACCUGAGAUUAAAAGGGAAGGUUACAAAUCUAUAGCGUCAAGCUUGCUGUUCAAUCUCAAGGACAACAGAAAAAGGGUUAAGACAAUGUACAGCCCACCAAAGUUUAAAGGUUUGGAUGUUGCAAAUCAAAGUAAAGAGUCUCCUCAGCUUGAGGUGUCAAAAGACAGGCUUGAAAUACCCGAAGUUUCAGAUGCAAAAACUAUUUCACCUGCUCGUCAAAAACCUAUCAUAUCUCCAAUGAGUCCCUUGUUGGAAAAUGCAGACACUCAAAGCUGUUCUCCUGCAAAUGGCAGAGUACCAGAUGACUAUUUGGGAUUAAGUCUGCUCCAGUCUGGAAAAGCAAAAUCAAACCGGAGCCCUGCAGCUAACAAGGCAACGUACCCCUCAUUACAACUUUACCAAAAAUCUAGUCCUGGGGAGAUUAAUAUUAGAGCGAAUGCUCAAGCUGCGGUCGACACUUGCUCUCAGGUUUUCAAAGACAAAGCCACUAAAGAUCAUGACACUGAGCGUAAUUAUCCAAGUGAAUUAGAAAAAGGUGUCGAGCUCCAAAGUAAAAAUAUCCCCUUAGAGUCAAGGCUAAAUGCCAAGAAACUCACUGUGGAUUUAAAUAGUGAAUGUAAUACUGAAAACAAAUCUGGAAAAAGUCCAAAUGUAAGUUUAGCAAAUACGGAACAACAGAUCAUUAGUGAGGGUACAAGUCAAAUUAAGGAUAGGUUGAAAACUACAGGAGUUGUCAGUGCACAGAAAAGCCCUGUUAAAGAAAAGGAACUGAACAGAAAAGAGGCGGGAGCAAAGCAUGUCUUUUCUGCACGACAGAAUAACUAUAUUAAAAGUCAGAGAUUUGUAAGUACAGAUGAUGAUAAUGAUCACAGUGAGGAUAGUUCUAAUCCAGAAAAAGGGUUGUUAACAGUAAAGGAUUAUAAAAAUGGUGAUGACGAGCAGCCCAGGCAUUCAAGGAAUGCAAAAACAAAAGAUGCAAGACAAAAGGAACGAAAUGAAAGCAUGCAUAGGGAAAAAGUACUAGUUCAAACAACUGUAGAUGCACCACUGCUGAAAGAAAGGGUUCAUGUAAGAGGAGAGGCUACCACAGAUCAGAGCAGUAUUAUAUCAAAGAGUGGUUUGGGAGAUCAAAAGGAGAAUAUAGGAAACCCUGACACAAUGAAAGGAAACACUUUUGCAAAGAGAGCACUGUUUGCAUCAAUGGAACAAGAGUCUAAAAAGACAAAUACUACACUCUUAAAGAAAGAUGACGCUGUCAUUGAUAAGUAUGACCUGGCCAAAAUGGCUAUAGAGGAAGUAAUUGCUGAACGAGAACAAAAGAAGUUAUGUAAGGCUGUCUCAAAUUUAGAAGGUUCAAUCGCUGAUAGAAAAGGAGUUAGGUGUAAAGAACCUCAAGAUGGUAUUGAGUUACCCAUCAAGACAGAAAAAGAGCUACCUUGUAUAUUCAUGCUGAAUGAGAGGGUAAAGGGUGCAAAAGAAGCCAAAGGUCAGAAUACUGUAUCUGCUAUUAAAACAAAUUGGCAGACUGUUAAAACUAUGCCAGAAGACAUGGCCAAACAUGGUGAAAGUCAUGUGUCUGAGGUAAAAUUAGCCAGGCCCUGUAAGCAGGAAGAAUCUAUUGGGCAGUGUCAGCAUUCAGAACCUAUAAAAUAUAAUGAGACAGACAGGUUGUGCUUAGACAGUAAAGAAAGCAACAUAGAAAAUGUCAGCAAGGGUGAAAAAAUGUGCCAAAAGAAAGAGUUGAUUAAUAAAAAUAGAAGUAAUUUAAAGAAAGCUGCAAUGAGUGAUCAUUUGGGAAAUAAUGAUAUUCGUAUUGUGGGACAGUGUGAGAAAGAGUUGGGUGUUGCCCAAAAAGAUAGUUCCUACAAACCUGAGAUACCCCCAAGAAGAGGUAGAAGUAAUUCUCAGAGUAACGAAUGCGUUGGUGAAAACAUAGUAAGUAAGUUAGACUUUAGAGAAGGUGAUGUGACAGUCAAAACUGAGGAAAUGAAAAGUAAAGAAGUUGGUAAAGUUCAGUCAAGUCAAUCAAAGAAUCGAGGCCCAGUGAAAGGCAAUGUAACAUCUCUGAAAGAGAAAUAUGACAAAGAAAGUAAGAUGGUUGUUCAGAAAGGUCUGUCUGUUGAAGGUACAUGUUCGGAAAAGUCUAUGGAAGAGGGAACCCAUGAUAAGGCUCCAAAAGACAAAAUGAAACACAAAUUUGUUCCACCGAAACUUACAGUCAGUGAUCCUGAAAGUGGGACUUGUUCUAUUAUAUACAAGGAGAUGGAUUCAGAGAAUGAAAGAAUGUCUACCAACUCUUCAAGAGAAUCAGAAAAAGGUGAAGAACAUUCUGGUUCACAGAGGAAACGCAGUGUCAUCCAACCGUCUCAAAAGGAUAUACAUGACAUUACAAACAACAUGAAUGAAGAACUGCAAGACGACAAGCAAGUGAAUAGAAAGGUAGAGGAUACUGUACGUCUGAAGGAGCUGGAGGACAAACAGAACAAAUCCAAAGGUCCUUCUAAAAGCUACGUUAAAGACUUCCUAAAUGGACUUCUAGGUCUUUCAAGUUCAGAAAAGCUCAAAACUGUCAGUGACCCCGAAGAAGAACUCUCUGAAACAUUGUCCUCAGAGUCUUUUAAAACCGAUAAAGGCAGAAAGGACAGUAUAACAGUAUAUGAUAUCAUUGGAAAGCGUUACUCUGUAACUUCACUAAAUGGUAAACCAGCACAUCACAGCAGUCAGUCUUCAAACUCAAGUGAAUUCUCUCUAUUACAUGAAUCAGAACCAGGAGCACAACCAGAAGAGUUUUCAUGGAAAUCUGACAACACGAAAGAAAAGAUUGAUGGAAAGGUAAAAGAGAAUAUCCAGGAACCAACAAUUGAUUCCUGCUCCAUAAGUAACCAUGAAAGUGAAUCAGAUAUCUCUGACAGAGUAGUUUCUCCACCAAGCGAUGUGGACAAGAGGGGAUGGGUGCAAAGCUUGAUUGAGUCAGCCAGAGACUUAAAACCAAUAUCACACAGUCAUGGUUCCUCCAAGGAUCAACAAGAAAUAGGUCAACGGCUCUCUAUGAAAGACCAGUUGAAUGGAACUGAGAAUGAUGAGGAAGAUCUGAAUCUCUUCAAGGACCGUAUCCAUUCUCCAGUUCCUAUACCUGGUAUACCAGUCAAGAGCCCCCCACCAAACCAGCCAGCUAUGCAUUUCUUGUCCCUUCCAGCAACUCAUCUGGUCACAGUAAAACAGAGAAAGUUGUCAGCUGGAAGUGCCUCAGUUUCUGAAGAAGAGGAACGGCGCUCUGCUGUGAGCACUUUAUCUGAGGGCCUGGAUGGCUAUGAAACAAGUGGAGGGGAUCUGAUGGAGGAAAACAUCUCUAGUACUGCGCCAACUGAGGAAUCCAAUGAACCCAGUGAGAGGUCUGGUUCAGCUUGCAGUGGAAGUGGCCAGAACAAGCCACCUGUUGUACCACCAAAAACUGAAAAAGCUUUACGCCGAGCCAUGAAGCUCACAACUAGGAGGAUACAAAAAGCUGAAGCUAAAAGCAAAUCUGAGCGUAAAGGCCGGAGCGGUGACAAAACUGUCAAGGCUGAGAGGAGGCACCAUAGCACUGAUCACAGAUCCCUCAGCAGUGAUAGGAUCAGCAGCAAACACAGUGAGCAUUUCAAUCACACAUUUGAGCCUAAAUCUCAAAAAACAGAGAAGCAUGAUAGACAUCGUAAUGAUCCAAACAGCCAGAGCAUUGAGGGGAAUGAUCCUAGCAAGAAACUGGACCAUGCAACUAAAGUUGAAGUCAAACAAACCAGUCAAACUGGUGACUCAAAGAGUCAUAACCCUGAAAAUCAACAUCAACAGUGCACAUCAAACCAUGGGGAUCGUUUGGAAAAUGGCAAUGUAAGUAAUGACAGUGACAGACUGGGUCGAAGGAAUGAGAAAUACUUGCCCAAAAAACUAGAGCGUAGGACUCAAAGUCUGGACAGAUUUCUAAGGGAUAAACAUGAAAGCGUGUCAAGUAGCACUGGGGAAACUGCUGGUGUCAAUUCUGAGUUUUCAACAAAAGGAUCACAGUUGUCCACUUCAGAGGCAUCACCUUUGCACCACAACAGCAUUGAACAUACUUACACAUCAGCCAAUCAUCUUGUAACCCAGUCCUUCCCAAUCACCCAGAGGAAGCUUUUACAAGACCCUGAUUCAGGACAAUACUUUUUGGUGGAUAUGCCAGUGCAGGUUAAAACGAAAACGUUCUUUGACCCAGAAACAAAGAGUUAUGUGCAACUGCCAGUCCAGUCUCCUGAGCGGCAAGCUCCACCAAUGGAGGUUAUGAACACACCAUCACUUAUGGUGUUUCAUGGCUUUGUUCCAGUGCCUGUAGCAUCCCAGAAGUCUGUUGUCAGGACUCAAGGGUCUGUGAUUCCUCCUGAUGACCAGGAAGACUUUGAUACAAGCAUGAAACAGAUGCAGGGAGACUUUUGUCAGAUGCAAAAUGAAGAGAUAAAUGCUUACAUUGAGCCUGUGUAUAUAGCACAAGAACAUACACCUGAAGAGGAAAUUGAUAGUGUGAGAUGACAACAUCCAGACUGAACCAGUCCAGAGAUUGAAUGUGUGAUCGAAAUCAGGGAUUUGUGUUGUUUGUUUCCAACUUGCAGUCUGGUGUGAAGCGGAAAAGUGUUUGUAUGCUGUUCUUUGUGUAUAGUACAGUACACCAGAUGUGGAUUGUAAAUGAUUAUUGAAGUAAGGCAGUAUUCUAGUUCUCGUACUGUUGGAAGCACUUGUCUAUUUAUAACAGAAGGUUGGAAUUUUGUGCCUUACCAAAAGUAGUUUUGCUUUCUUAAGAGAAAUUUUGGCAAAUUAAUGCAUUUGUUUUGAUACAUCUUUUAUUUUUCAAUGCAGUAUUUAGUCUGCAUCAGAUUAAAGUGAUAUACACAUACAGUAGGUGUUUUUAUGCUUAAAUUGUAUGUAUUAUGCAUCACUUUUCGGGGUAUUUUUUUGGAAUGAAUUAGUACAUUUAAAUGGAUCGUUGCUUCAGAAAGAACCAUUCCAAUAAAGCAUCAUCAAUAAGAAA
Molecule: messenger RNA, 6879 nt
Organism: Danio aesculapii
Lineage: Eukaryota; Metazoa; Chordata; Actinopteri; Cypriniformes; Danionidae
Exons: 2
Coding region: 564-6383 (1939 amino acids)
Biological process (GO): positive regulation of calcineurin-NFAT signaling cascade
Cellular component (GO): Z disc
Source: RefSeq, a predicted model, not a curated record